Nothoprocta perdicaria is the source of this 2133-nucleotide messenger RNA. It is a transcript of the gene TDP1, whose product is annotated as tyrosyl-DNA phosphodiesterase 1. The record is from RefSeq and is a predicted model, not a curated record. Lineage: Eukaryota; Metazoa; Chordata; Aves; Tinamiformes; Tinamidae. Gene Ontology annotation, biological process: double-strand break repair; single strand break repair. Bases 1 to 1824 code for a protein of 607 amino acids. Gene Ontology annotation, cellular component: nucleus. Gene Ontology annotation, molecular function: 3'-tyrosyl-DNA phosphodiesterase activity; single-stranded DNA binding; double-stranded DNA binding. The transcript has 15 exons.
AUGCUUCAGGAAGGAGCCCAUGGGAAGUGGACGGUAUCUAGCAGCGAUGAGAGCACCGAAGAAGUUUCUGAUAAUGAGAAGCCGUCUACCUCCUCGCUGUCACAUGCUGCCCAAGGCAGGGCCAGCGCGCCGCAGUAUCCCUGCUCCGAGGCCAGGAAAGCUGCUCACAAGAGGAAGGCCUCUCCCCUGAAGUUCAUCGAUAAAGGUUUUCCCACAGAAAGGCAGCCAGUAGAGAAGCAGAGACAUGGCCAAGAAGGCUCCGGUUGGUGUCUUUCUAGCAGUGAUGAAGAGCCUGAAGACAAGGAAAAGCAGGUGCACAAAGUAACAGUGAAAGAAGAGAAGAACAAUUCACCCGAAGAGCAUCCUCCAGAUUUUCACCAAAAAAAUGAGCUCCUAGGGAAUCAGAAGGCUGAGGAGUGGUGUGGAGCUCCCAGUGAAGCCCAAGAUACCUGGGAUUUGCUGAAUGGAGGGAACCCGUUCAGAUUCUUUCUCACUAAAGUCAGGGGAAUUGAACAGAGCUAUAAUUCUGGAGCCCUCCACAUAAAAGAUAUUUUGUCUCCUCUUUUUGGGACUCUUCUGUCUUCUGCACAGUUUAAUUACUGUAUAGAUGUGGAAUGGCUUGUAAAACAGUAUCCACAGGAAUUCAGGAAGAAGCCGUUAUUGAUAGUUCAUGGUGAAAAGAGAGAAUCCAAGGCUGAACUGCUUGCACAAGCACGUCCUUAUGAGAACAUUAGCUUUUGUCAGGCUAAGCUGGAUAUUGCUUUUGGAACUCAUCAUACGAAAAUGAUGUUACUGUUAUAUGAAGAAGGUCUUCGAGUUGUGAUACAUACAUCUAAUCUGAUUUCUGAAGAUUGGCACCAGAAAACUCAGGGAAUAUGGAUAAGUCCUUUAUAUCCAAGGCUACCUCAGGGAGCAACUGAUUCUGCUGGUGAAUCUGAAACCAAUUUUAAAUCUGACCUGAUAAGCUACUUGGCAGCUUACAAUUCUCCAGCACUCAAGGAAUGGAUAGAUAAUAUUCAAGAACAUGAUUUAUCAGAGACAAGGGUGUAUCUGCUUGGUUCUACCCCUGGACGAUAUCAAGGUAUUGAUAAAGAAAAAUGGGGUCAUCUUAGGCUCAGAAAGCUCUUGAGAGAGGGCGCCUCGUCGGUGGCAGCGCAGGAGUCUUGGCCCAUUGUGGGGCAGUUCUCAAGCAUCGGCUCCAUGGGAGCAGACGAGUCCAAGUGGUUGUGCUCGGAGUUCCAGGACAGCCUGGUGGCCACAGGUGCCAGUGGGACAGCUCUCCCCAAAUGUGCUGUUCCCAUUCACUUGGUUUAUCCUACUGUGGACAAUGUGCGGCAAAGCCUGGAGGGCUAUCCUGCUGGUGGCUCGCUUCCAUACAGUCUACAAACAGCACAGAAACAACUAUGGUUGCAUUCCUAUUUUCAUAAAUGGUCAGCAGAAGUCUCUGGUCGAAGUCAUGCCAUGCCUCACAUCAAGACGUACAUGAGACCAUCUCCUGACUUCCAGAAGAUUGCAUGGUUUUUAGUUACAAGUGCCAAUCUAUCUAAAGCAGCUUGGGGAGCUCUGGAGAAAAAUGGCACCCAGCUGAUGAUCCGCUCUUAUGAACUUGGGGUCCUUUUCUUGCCUUCAGCCUUUGGUUUGGACAAAGGUUACUUCCAUGUAAAAGGCAAGCUGCAUUCGGAGCGUAGAGAUCCGGUGACAUCUUUUCCUGUACCUUAUGACCUGCCCCCAGAACAGUACGGCAGCAAAGAUCACCCAUGGAUUUGGAAUAUUCCUUACACCAACGCCCCUGAUACCCAUGGAAAUAUGUGGGUUCCAUCGUGAGAGCUUCCAGUCUGCUGUGAUAUUUCACCUACUGAUACUGAGCCUUCCACACUAGAUGUGAGACUGUUUAUUUCCAUUUUUAAGCUAUAAUGGCUAACUGUUCUUUGAAAGAAUUACUUAAAUAUUGAUAAUUUGGGAUUUUUUGAAGAAUCUGACCAUUAUAUAAUAACUUGUAACACUGCAUUUUUAAAUCUUUUGUAUGUUUUUUUCUUACUGUGGAUGCCAAUACACUUUGCAAGGUUAAAAUGAGUAUAGACUGUUUUCAGAGGUUUCUUCUGUAUUUUUAGCUAUGAUUUAAAAUUUUGCAGU